Penicillium cosmopolitanum is the source of this 1206-nucleotide messenger RNA. Its product is annotated as SANT/Myb-like DNA-binding domain-containing protein. The record is from RefSeq and is a predicted model, not a curated record. Bases 1 to 1206 code for a protein of 401 amino acids. The transcript has a single exon. NCBI's taxonomy places the organism in Eukaryota, Fungi, Ascomycota, Eurotiomycetes, Eurotiales, Aspergillaceae.
AUGUCAAACGAAUCGUUUCGUUUGGAAUCUUUCCGGCCUUGGAAUCCCCACGAGAAACCGCUCUCUCAACAAGGCCCUCUGGAUCUCCGUCGCUAUCCAAGUCCUGUCUCACUCAAUGCCACACCGUCUCCGAACAACUCAAAAGACUCGACAAUCCAUUCCCAGAUUCCUCACGUCCCUAAGCUUGAGCGGCAUCCCCUUCCGGUACGGCCGCCAAUUGAGGUUUGUGUCGAUGAGUCUUCACAAUCUGUCGACCAGAAUAUUCGGAAGCCAGAUUUGGAUGGCGAGAUGUCGCCCGUCAAUCAAGAUUCGGACAACCUUGAUUUUGAGGAGAUUUUGCAUUUGGAGAAUCCACCAAGCUGUGGACACAUCGGUGAUAUGGUUUUUGAUUCCGUCGAUGAGCAUUUCGAACAAAGGACUCGCAUUGGAUCAUGUGACCUCGAGCCCUCCUUCACGCCUGAUCAGGUUUCUCAGUCUAUGGUAUUCCAAAACCCCACCCCACCAGGCAUGGAAGAUUUUGCAAGUGAUUUGACAAUAGACCCGGCGAUGUUGGAGGACCACCACUGCCGAGCUGGAGAACAACAGAACACUACAGAAUCCGCACCUAGUUGCACAACCCGCGAGGCAGGCUCCCCCGUGGUCAACCAUCCCUGGGCUACAGAUGAUGGCAGUUCUCGUGGCAGACAGUGCCACUCGCCGAAAGCCCCUGGUCGGCGGUCAUCUAAAAUCCAGAAAGUGUCGGUCGUCAUCAGCAAUCACCAAAAGGAUAAGCACGGAAAAUCGACUCGACGACCUGGUCAUCAGGAAGCUUCAUUGUCCACAAUUCUUGCACAAUUUUCUGCACUUAAAGCGGAGGACCGACUACAAUUCUUGUCUUGGCUGUUUGAGGGUGCAUUGUCUCGUUGUUUGCCUCGCCCGGGGGAAGUCAGCACGAAAUCACGAUCCAUGCCAAGUGACAAUGUGUCUUCAUCCAGCACUCAAAAUGCAUCAGCUGACUCAUGCUCAUCGCGAAAACGUCUACGGUAUUCUGCGGAGGAAAAUUACCUCUUGAUACAACUCAAAGAAAAAGAAGGCCUCCGAUGGGAAGAAGUAAUCAGGCGUUUCGAUGAAAACUACCCAGGGAGGAGUCCGCAGUCUAUCAAGGUGCAUUGGAGUACAAAGCUAUCCAAGAGAAAGUCGUCUGGACUGUGUGUGACUCGUGAUUGA